ACUCCACGUGGGCUAGACAGAGGGAGCGGGGCUCUUGCCUGGGGCAGCGGCAGAUCCCCACUAAAACGAUGAUCAGGCUGACCGAUUUUAGCAUUGAUGCCCCGCGCUGGGACCAGAACACUUUUCUGGGGCGCCUAAAGCAUUUCUUCAACAUCACAGACCCGCGGACGGUGCUGGUGUCUGAACAUGAGCUGGACCAGGCUAAGGCACUGGUGGAAAGCUGCAGGGCUGGCCUGGUACCCCCGGGAACCAGCCAGGAACAGCUGUUCUACGCCAAGAAGCUCUACGACUCUGCAUUCCACCCAGAUUCAGGCGAGAAGAUGAACCUGAUUGGGAGGAUGUCAUUUCAGGUGCCCGGAGGAAUGGCCAUCACUGGCUUCAUGCUGCAGUUUUACAGGACAGUCCCAGCAGUUGUCUUCUGGCAGUGGGUGAACCAGUCGUUCAACGCCUUGGUGAACUACACCAACAGGAACGCAGCCUGCCCCAUCUCACUCACGCAAAUCGGAGUGGCUUACGUCACUGCCACAAGCACAGCCCUGGCGACCGCAGUGGGACUCAACCUGUACACCAAGAGAGCCCCACCCCUCGUGGCGCGCUGGGUCCCGUUCGCGGCGUGGCUGCUGCCAACUGUUGUGAACAUCCCCAUGAUGAGACAACAGGAGCUCAUUAACGGGAUCAUGGUGACAGAUGAGAAGGACUGUGAGCUGGGCCAUUCCAGGGUUGCUGCAGUCAAGGGAAUUACCCAGGUGGUGAUCUCCAGGAUCGUCAUGGCAGCACCUGGAAUGGUUCUUUUGCCAAUUCUCAUGGAGCGGCUGGAGAAGUUCCCCUUCAUGAAGAGAAUUCAGGUCCUCCACGCGCCUUUACAAGUGAUGCUGGUCGGGGGCUUCCUCCUGUUCAUGGUGCCGGUUGCCUGCUCGCUGUUCCCACAGAGAUGCUCUCUGGCGCUGUCUAGCCUGGAGCCGGAGCUCCGAGCCACCAUCCAGGCCAAGCACGGGGACUGCGUGCCUUACGUCUAUUUUAACAAGGGAUUGUAAAUCGAGCCUCUACCUCGGGAGCCAUCCACGGCUCUGCACCGCGCUCCGUAGGGCCACCUGCAGCUGCAGGGCUGUAAGCUGGAGAUGGGCUCAGGACACACCAAUCAGACCUGGAUUCCCACCCACCCUUGGCUGCCAAAGUAUUGUGGGGUAGGGGCAGAUCUGUGGGUGACUUCUGGCUCCUCUUUGGUUUAACCCUGUAUCUUCUGCUCCCCUAACCAGAUUUGGGGCCUGCCUCUGAGUGACUGACACCUGCUGGGGGCACUCCGUCUGUUGCACCUCCUGCUGCCUUAACCCCUCCCCUUGGGUCUGACCUGUGGGAGGCUGGAACAGGACCUCGGCGUGCCCGGAUCCUGUUCUCUUAGGCUUUGGACUGAUGCCACCUGUUAAAGUGCCUGAGAACUGGUUUGAUUGCUGUAGGUAUCCCAGCCAGGCCCCCCGGUGCAGAGCACCUGGCUGAAGGCUCUUGCAGUCCUGUGCCCCUCUCUCUGUGACAGAUGACUGCUCUGUUCCCCUGUUUAGAUGGCUCCCUCCCCUGCUAGCAGGAUGGGGGUAGCUGGGGUAAUAUACUCAUGGUGCUAUCUCUCCUCUGUUCAGGGAGGCAUGAUGGCCUCUGCCAUCCCUGUUGCGGGUCAUAUCCAGUACACUUGAUGCCCAUUUCUGUCCAGCUGUGAACUGAAAUCUGCUCUCAGUUAAACAGGUGCCAUUACUCCAACUACACCCCAGAUUAAGUGAGGUCAGAAUUUGGCCCUGGUUUUUGUUCUCCUGCCUUCAGAAGGCACCAGCCUCUUCUGACUAACUAAUUAAUAACCAAAUGUGGUUGCAGCCUUAAAAAACAGCCAGGGCCUUUCUGUAAACAUGUAGGACCAGGUUGUCAGCAUUUGAGCAGUGCAAACAGAAAACUGCAUGUGCAGUUUGAGCACUUGCAUGCACAAGAACCGGUGUGUCUUGAAAACGUGUCCCUCACCCUCAAGUAUUUCAGGUUCCAGAUUUGUCUUGCUUUGCAGUCCAUGCAGUGGAGUGCAAAAAGCCCUGAUGUUUUUAUGCUCUCUCUUUUUUUUAAAUCCAUCGUACCAUUGCCUGUAAUUGGAAGAACGGAUGAUCACCACUGUUUGUUUGUGUAGGUCCUACCCAGCACUCAACACAAUCUACUCUUGGAGCUGUGCUGGCAUCAGUGCAACUGGGCCACAGAGUGGGGACAAGGUGGGAUCUCUGUAGAUUUCAGCUUCCUUUAAGGUGAGGGAGGAAAACUUCCUGAUUCACUAGAAACCUGCUGGGUAAGGAAAUGUUAGUUGUAAGCUUCUGAGUGGGAGAAGUUGUUACAAACAGCGGAGAGGGGGGUGGGAAAUAAAAUCUGAGGAUUUUUAAAACUGUCGCUGCCGUCGCUGUUGUGUUUUAUGUGGACACUUGCUUUAAAGAGCCUGCGAGGGACGUCUCUGUAUUUGUGAUGGCUGCUGAUAUUUGCAGCCUGAACUGCCUUGC
Molecule: messenger RNA, 2516 nt
Organism: Gopherus evgoodei (Goodes thornscrub tortoise)
Lineage: Eukaryota; Metazoa; Chordata; Testudines; Testudinidae
Gene: SFXN2
Product: sideroflexin 2
Exons: 12
Coding region: 69-1034 (321 amino acids)
Biological process (GO): monoatomic ion transport; serine import into mitochondrion
Cellular component (GO): mitochondrial inner membrane
Molecular function (GO): monoatomic ion transmembrane transporter activity
Source: RefSeq, a predicted model, not a curated record